Molecule: messenger RNA, 964 nt
Organism: Aethina tumida (small hive beetle)
Lineage: Eukaryota; Metazoa; Arthropoda; Insecta; Coleoptera; Nitidulidae
Gene: Cchl
Product: holocytochrome c-type synthase
Exons: 6
Coding region: 135-896 (253 amino acids)
Biological process (GO): cytochrome c-heme linkage
Cellular component (GO): mitochondrion
Molecular function (GO): holocytochrome-c synthase activity
Source: RefSeq, a predicted model, not a curated record
CCACACUACAAAAAAGAUGUUAUUUUUUAUCAGUUGGCAAUUAAAAUUUGCACAUUCGAAAAUCAAUGUUUUGCAUGGAAUUCCAAAAUUAACUUACAAUCUACAAAAUAAGGUGCCACACAUAUUCAUCUUGAAUGGGGAACACAGUGUCAGCGGCCGAAUUGGCCGCGAAUCAAAUCGUCCACCACUCGAAUGAGCCACAACAAAAGCCCGACCACCACAAUUUCAAGGGUGAAAUUCCGCCAGAAUGUCCCAUGCACAAAAGUAAACCAGCUAGUCCUGUGGAGUCGGGAUGUCCGGUCCAAGGCGACGUUAACCCCCUCAACAUGAUGGGGCCAGCCAAUCAGGAACCUUCCCCUGGACAACCGUUCCCAUUAUCCAAAGAGAGACAAGUUUCUUCAAUACCAAAGGCUAUAGUUAAAGAAGGGGAGAGUCAGUUUUGGCUUUAUCCCAGUGCACAGAUGUUCUGGAAUGCAAUGUUAAGGAAAGGAUGGAGAUGGAAAGAUGAAGACAUCCAACAAAAAGAUAUGAAUGAUAUAAUCAAAAUCCAUAAUGCCAAUAAUGAACAGGCUUGGAGGGAAGUACUAAAAUGGGAAGCAUUACAUGCCAGUGAAUGCAUGGAUCCAAGAUUAAAGAGUUUCGGCGGUAAGGCUACAGAUUACAGUCCGAGAGCUCGUAUCAGACAAAUGAUGGGUUACGAAUUGCCAUUCGACCGUCAUGACUGGAUCGUAGAUCGUUGCGGCAAAGAGGUUCGAUAUGUUAUUGAUUAUUAUGAUGGAGGAUCAGUUGACAACAAGUUCCAGUUUGCGCUCCUCGAUGUGCGACCUGCUAUGGAUAGUUUUGAGAACAUAUGGGACAGGAUGAAAGUUGCAUGGUGGAGAUGGUUCUACGAAUAAGCGUGUGUUUGUAUGCUAACGAAAUUGUUAACUAGUUUAAAUAAACCAAUAUUUAUGUAUUUUAAUAA